Molecule: messenger RNA, 5935 nt
Organism: Alosa alosa (allis shad)
Lineage: Eukaryota; Metazoa; Chordata; Actinopteri; Clupeiformes; Clupeidae
Gene: tecpr1a
Product: tectonin beta-propeller repeat containing 1a
Exons: 25
Coding region: 188-3862 (1224 amino acids)
Cellular component (GO): membrane
Source: RefSeq, a predicted model, not a curated record
AACACACCACAACUUCAGUUUAUACACACUACUUCCUGUUUCGGAUCAGGUGUUUAGAUGGGAUGAUAGCAGCGCGAGUAGGAUAACAGCAAUCGGAAAAUGCAUUUGUCAGGUUCAGUGAUUUAUCUCCCACACUUCAACUGAACGUUUCGUGGCCUAUGACAGGGAGGAGUGAAAAGCUUUCACCAUGCCUAGCUCCCUCCUGUGGGCGGUGGACGUGUACGGUCGCGUGUACAGCCUGUCCACAGCGGGUCAGCAGUGGGAACAGUGCCGCGACGCGCACCUGGAGUUCAAGCGCGUGACAGCCGUGCGUCAGUGCUGCUGGGGUAUCGCCUGCGACCACAACAUCUACCUGAACGUCCAUGCCAGCGACCUGCCCAUCCGCUACCAGGAAGAGACCUACGAGAACCAGCGGUGGAACCCUGUGGAUGGAUUCUCCGAUCGUCUGUUGCCAAGCGACCGCUGGCAGUGGAGUGAUAUCACUGGGCUCCAGCACCAGCCUCUGGAUAGUUUCCAGCUGCCCUCGGAAAGCUGGGAAUGGGAAGCCGACUGGUACGCGGACGAGAACAUUGGUGGAGAGCCCACAGACAAAGGGGGUUGGACGUACGCCAUAGAUUUCCCAGCCACCUACACCAAAGACAAGAAGUGGAACUCGUGUGUUCGUCGCCGGCGAUGGCUUCGCUACAGGAGAUACAAAGCCAGGGACACCUGGGCCAAGAUUCCGUCCGAGCAGGUUGGCCCCCUACCUGAUCCGUUUAAUGACAUCAGCUGCGGGGGCUGGGAGGUCAAUGAGGAGCCAGCCGGCCGUCUCUCUCUCUGGGCCGUGUCUCUGCAGGGCAAGGUAUGGUUUCGGGAUGGAAUCCGGCACGACAAUCCGGAAGGUUCCGUGUGGGAGGAGGUGAUCCUUCCAGGAGAGGUGGUUCAGAUCAGCUGUGGACCGGCAGACCUGGUGUGGGCUGUGCUGUGGGAGGGACAGCUGCUGGUCAGAGAAGGCAUCGGCCGCGACUGCCCCAAAGGGACCUCUUGGGUGGUGGUGGACUCCCCCAGCCCUGAGGUUGGAGCCAUUCAUGUAGCCGUGGGUGUGAACGUGGUGUGGGCCAUCACAAAGGAUCACAAAGUGUGGUUCAGGAGGGGCGUAAACUCCCAUAAUCCCUGUGGCUCAGGCUGGAUUGGCAUGGUGGGGGAGAUGGUGAUGAUUAACGUGGGCCUCAAUGACCAGGUGUGGGGCAUCAGUUGUGAGGACCGGGCGGUGUACUUCCGGCAGGGUGUGACGAGCAGCGAGCUGAGUGGAAAGACAUGGAAGGCGGUGUCCGUCCCACGCGAUACUGACCGCUCCCACUCCAGUGCCAGCACUGGCAGCAUGCACAGUGCCGGCUGUUUCUUUGGGGGAGAGGUGCGGCUCCAAUCCCAGGGGUCAGUCCUGAGCGACAUGGACUCGGACACGGAGCGUGCCCCAGCGGGAGGGAUCCUCUCCGACCCAGGAGCGCCCGCUGCCGCUGCCGCCGCCACUGCUGCUGCCUCUCCCGCCAUUUUGGCCACCAGCGACGUGGACGUGGACGUCCCCAAACCCCGCAUUCCCAAAGUGACCAGCGACAGCUUCAUCUCGGAGCUGGUGUCGGACCGUGAGGGCCAGCUGGGUCGGCGUGACGGGCCCCCCACUGGCUCGUCCAUCCCGGAGGAAGAGGUGGCACUGUCCUCCACGGAGGCAGGGGACGCCGAGGUCAAGUCACCCCCCGCCCUGGUGCUCUCCCCCAGCCAGGCGAGUGGCCUGCAGGGCCCCCAGUGGAGCAACGUAGACCUGGAGGAGGCCCAGACGCACCUGGCCGUGGGGCCGCCGCCGGAGGCAGCUGACACCUGCAGCCUGUCGUCCGUGGCCACCUACCACCUGGGCCUGGAGGAGCUGUACGGGCCGGACGAGCACCCGCUCUGGGCCUGGGUCAGCGGGGGAGGCUGCGACGUGGACUCGCACUCCCAGCUCAACUGGUUUAACUCCACAGCUAUGAACUCGUCUGUCCAGUCCAUGUCCUUGUCCAUCACGCCUGCGCAGUCUGCUGCGUGGCGCAAACAGAUCUUUGAGCAGCUCAGCGAGAGGUCCAAGCGAGAGAUGGAGAACUUCAGGCACUAUGAGCAGGCCAUCGAACAGUCGGUGUGGGUGAAGAAGGGUUCCAUGCAGUGGUGGAGAGACUGGAAGCCUAACAAGUGGACAGACGUGCGUUUCGCUCUGGAACAGUUCUCUGGUGUCGAGGGCAACAAAGAUGGCAUCCUCUUCAUAUACUACACCUUCAACGACGAGAAGAAGUAUCUCCAUGCGUUUGUCAAUGAGGUGACCAUUCUGGUGCCCGUCCUCAAUGACUCCAAGCACACCUUUGCCAUCUACACAGCGGAGAGGACCAAGCAGAGGUGGCCCAUCCGCCUGGCAGCACCCACGGAGCUGGAGAUGCAUGACUGGCUGGCCCUCCUCAGUGUGUCCUGUUGCGACUCCCGAGGGAUCCACGGUCCACCCUCCAAGCAGGCCAUCUGGUCAAUCACCUGCAAGGGGGACAUCUUCGUCAGCGAACCCACACCAGAACUCGAGGCCUCUCCCUAUCCUAUGCCCUGUGAUCAGAUGUUCUGGCGUCAGGUGGGGGGUCAUCUGCGCAUGAUCGAGGGCAACAGUCUGGGUGUAGUCUGGGGCAUCGGCUAUGACCACACCGCCUGGGUCUACACUGGCGGCUACGGAGGGGGAUUCUUCCAGGGGCUCGCCAGCAGCACAGACAACAUCCACACACAGACAGAUGUCAAGAGCGUCUACAUCUAUGAGAACCAGCGAUGGAACCCAGUCACCGGAUACACUAACAAGGGUCUCCCUACUGACCGGUACAUGUGGAGUGACGCAUCAGGCCUACACGAGUGCACCAAGGCCAACACCAAGCCCCCCUCCCCCCACUGGACCUGGGUGAGUGAGUGGGCUAUUGACUACGGUGUCUCAGGAGGGACAGACAAAGAGGGCUGGCAGUAUGCGGCGGAUUUCCCAGCGUCAUACUAUGGACACAAAACCUUGAAGGACUUUGUGCGUCGGAGGCGCUGGGCCAGGAAGUGUAAACUGGCAACCACUGGGCCCUGGCUGGAAGUCCCGCCCAUCCCCCUGAGUGACAUCACCAUCCUCCCAUGUGACCCCCAGAGCUCUCUGGAGCAGGUGCCCCUGUGGGCCAUCAGCAACAAGGGGGACGUGCUGUGUCGCCUGGGGGUCACCCCCCAAACCCCAGCUGGCACGUCCUGGCUGCACGUGGGCACGGACCAACCCUUCAAGUCCAUCUCCAUCGGGGCCGUCCACCAGGUGUGGGCCAUCGCCCGUGACGGCUCCACCUUCUACCGGGGAUCCGUGUCUGCACAGAACCUCGCAGGUGACUGCUGGUACCACAUCCCUCCGCCGGCCAAGCAGAAACUCAAGCAGGUGUCUGUCGGCAGGACGUCAGUUUACGCUGUUGAUGAGAAUGGGAAUCUCUGGUACAGACACGGCUUGACCCCCAGCUACCCUCAAGGCUCCACAUGGGAGCACAUUUCCAACAACGUGCGCAAAGUCUCCGUGGGACCACUGGACCAGGUGUGGAUCAUCGCAGAUAAAGUGCAGGGCAGCCACAGUCUGAGUUGUGGGACGGUGUGCCGGCGGCUGGGCGUGCAGCCCAUGGAGCCCAAAGGCCAGUCGUGGGACUACGGCAUCGGGGGCGGUUGGGACCACAUCACGGUGAGGGCCAACUGCAUGGAGGCCCAGCGCAUCAGCAUGCCGGCCCCACACAACGGCCUGGCCCAGCAGACGGCCCCGCGCAGCCCGCUGCCCACCCGCCACCAGGAGGACGAGAUCAACGGCGACGCCGUCGGCUGAUAGGCAUCCACACCCCACACUCGACACAUGGUAGCGAGGAGACCCAUCUCCACCCAUCUCCACCCCUCUCCACCUGCCAGCGCCCUUGUCAGUGUCACCCAAACAUCCCCCACUAUGCGCAGUGGGUUUAAAGUUUUAAAAGGAUCAAGCUGUGUUUGUCUCCAAGCUGAAGCUGACCAUUUGUCACUACCACAACAGCAUUUUAAGUACAACUUAGUGAUAGCUACAGUCAGUAAUUUUAGACACACACACACACACACACUCACACACACACACACACUUGGACAUACAUACACAGGUAACAUAAACGUAUACACAUAUGGAUAUUUUCUCUUGUAUGCUGGAGAAAAGUUGAUUAUAUUCAUAACAUAUUUAUUUUCUCACUGGGACAUCCACUCCUCAAGUCGUUUACUCACUGACUUAAUGCGGUCAGGCGACUUCCAUUCAUUCCCUCUCUCCAUUCAGAUCAGUCACUUCCAAACCUGCCAUUCAUCCAGACUGAUCCUUUGAUGGUUUACCCCUCGAUUUUUUUUCUGAUCUGUCUUUUAUAAGUGGUUUGGUCUUAGUAUUUAUUUCACAUGAAUGUGAUUUUGUGGGCAUUUGUUUUUUGUUUAUUAUGGGAUCAUGCAAUGCCAGACACACUGACAGUAUGACUGGGUUGAAAAGAGAGAUCUGACUAAGGCUUAGAGUGGACGAGUUUAGGGUCAACACCCCUCCAACCGCUCUGUGUGACUGAAGCAUUACACUGUUUAUUUAGCUACUGUAGCUUUGCUGUUUUUGGCUAUAAGAGCAUUUUAGCUUUCAAUCAGGUUAUUUAGUAUCAUGUUAUGGUGAAAAACUACUGCCGCAAAAGCUUUUCAAAGUACAGUUUAACAGAAGGUACAGUUAUGUGAUGUAGCACUUGACAAUUGACAGUUUUUUUUGUUGUUGUUGAGGCUUGGAACUCAUGUCUUCCCUUUAGUUUCCCUGUUACUGACACAGACCCCUCUCUCUCUCUCUCUCUCUCUCUUUCUCUCUCUCUAUCUCUCUCUCUCUGUAUCCUUUGCAACAUGACUUGCACUUGCUGUCAGCAGAAUUUGAGAUAUUAAUCUUCAUGCUGCGGGUUGAAGACAUUUUGAAAGGGUUCUUUAUUCAUUCAUGGCAGUUAAAAUUGUGGCUCACUUCGGGGCGUGUGUGAAAUCCAAAUUUAAUGGCCAGGCAUUUUGGUGAAAGAUGUUAAAUAUGUGUUGUUUAAAUGUAUCAUGUGCAAUGAUAAACUUGUCAAGACACUGUAAACCUUUUCUCCACUCAGGAAUAUUCUCACUUCCUCAAAAAGAAAACCAGUUGCUUAUUGAAAGGCACCUAUUUUCAUUGAUCAGGACCAGAAAAAAUGGUAGCACAAAUGCUUUUAAAGGGUUCUAAAAGGAUAAAUGUAUUUUUUGCUAUAAAUGUUUUAUUAUUUGAGUGGGCAUUGCGUUGCAAAACGGCCUAUGUUACUUUGAACAUUGUAUAAGGUCAGAUGAAGCUUCUGUAAAAUUGUGAAAUGUGGAAAAAGUGAAGCGUUUUUUUUUAGCUGAACUGCAUGAUGGGAAGUCAGGGCAUUAUCUGAAGUGACUGCUGUAAAUACUGAAUCCUGGGCUUUUUUCUUCUGUGAAUACGUACAUGUAAAGCCAAACAAACUGAGUGAUUGAACUUCUGCAGAAUUACUGAGUGAAUGCAAAGCAGAUAAGUUGGCCCUCUGGGUGAUAAAGCUGGAUCCUACUGUAAGUGCGAGCACACUACUCUUCUGUCAAAGUCAGUGGACAAAGCAGAGUCGAGCUGUGACCAUUCAUUCAUCUCCCUUACACACGGGAGAAGUAUUAGCAAAAUGUUGUGUGAAUCUGUACACAUUCCAAGCUAAACCUGUAAUGUUGUGCGCACCUCAGAGAGUAGAAGAUGUGUCAUAGUUCUCUUCAUUUUAAUCUUAAUUUAUUCCUUCUACAAUAACAAAGUGGUUAACACUAGAGUACAGUGUACUUGUGGAAUAAAAAAAAAAAAGCAUGGUUUGUGUCUGUUCCAUGGCAGUGUCCUCUCAAUAAAUGUGAGUAUUCUCAA